Messenger RNA from Paramuricea clavata, 995 nucleotides. NCBI's taxonomy places the organism in Eukaryota, Metazoa, Cnidaria, Anthozoa, Malacalcyonacea, Plexauridae. The record is from the annotation of a GenBank genome assembly.
GAGCAUCACAAGCACGCUAUAUCAAAGGACACGUGGAAUCUACUUCUAGAUUUUAGUAAUAUGAUAACUGAUGAUAUGGAUAAUUACGAUGAAGAAGGUGGGUUUGAAAGGAUUUGCACAAAGUUCGUGUUAGGAGCAUUUAAUAUGUUCAGUGUAGACCGCGUUGAACAAUAUUUCACUACGAGUACCUGCCAGGGUUCGCAUAUCUCUGACAGUCUAUGAAUUGGAAUGCAUAUGUUUCAGGUCUUUGAAAAGUCUGGAAUUGUAUCAAACAGCAAAGAAAGUCUUAGAAAGUAUUUGAUUCGUGUGAUUCCCUAACUAAUGAAAUGGAACGAUAACGGGCAACAUUUUCACUGCAGAUAUCGAAGAGAAGGCGUAUUUUAGGAUUAUUAUUCAGCUCACCACCCAUCGGGUCUUUUCAAUAACAGAUUACAUCAAGUAUUAGGCUUACUUAUAUUACUUGGUUAGUCUCAUAUUUGUGAUUACUUUCCUAAUUGUGCGUAUACUACCCCACAUUGUCAACUUUCCCCGUGGGUGGAAACUAGAGCGUACGGGAUCUUUAAUUAAGCCCAGGUCUUCAUCAUAACGCAAUGAUCAUAAUGAUCUAACGAAGAUCUUGGAUUACAGAUUGAACGUUUUACGAAAUAAAAUAACCGUUAUAUUUUCAACGAAGCAAAACAAGGUAGGGCGGAACAGCAGGACAGAACAGAGCAGGACAGAACAGAGCAGAACAAGGCAGAAAGCAGGACAGGACACUAGGACAGAACAGGACAGAGCAGGAUAGAGCUGAGCUGAGCAGAACAAGACAGGACAGCAAAGCGGGACAACAGAACAGAACAGAACAGAACAGAACAGAACAGAACAGAACAGAACAGAACAUUCAAAUUAAAAUAGCAAUUAUGUAUAUUUUCUAUUCAGGUGCAUGGCCUGUCUUGAUAGACGAAUUCGUGGAGUUUGCAAAACCACUUGUUCAAGGAAGACAAACGUCGGUCUAA